AUGACUAAACUUUGCUUCCUCUGGAAAACAUCUUCUUGACUUUCGACUCAAAAUUCCUAUCGAAGCAACCCCAAAUCCUCGAAAGAUCAAAAUCAAGAGAAACACCCAUCUGGGAAUCGUGGGUACAGAGAGAUGGCUUACGUCGACCACGCCUUCUCCAUAUCGGACGAGGACAUCAUGAUGGAGACGUCCUACACCGUCAACAAUCGGCCGCCAAUCAAGGAGAUCGGCCUCGCCAUCGCUCUUCUUGUGUUCGGCACCAUCGGAAUUAUCCUGGGGAUCUACAUGACGUCCAACAAAAUUGGCGGUGACCGAGGUCACGGGCUUUUCUUUACAAUACUUGGUGCCAUUUUGUUUAUUCCUGGGUUCUAUUAUACACGGAUCGCAUACUAUGCAUACAAGGGAUAUAAAGGUUUCUCCUUCUCCAAUAUACCACCCGUGUAGAUGAUACCAGAUGUUUAGCUCCAUUGUCUCUUCUGUACAGAUGUUUCACUGAGUCUUGUACUGAGUCUUGUACUUUUUUAUUUUCAAUGUUGUAUUUUCUCUUCUUGUAUUGAAAAAUAAUGUCCACUACCAGCUGUAUGCUACCCUGAUCCUUACGAGCAAGGGGAUUGUUCACUUUUGUCCACACACAGUAGAAAUUAUGUUUCACCCAGACCCCUUGGUGUCCUUGUGGUUGUUUAAUAUCAAACAUCUAGUUUUUUACUCUCAAGAGCUCUUUUAAGUUAUAACUACUUUUUGCAUUUUCUGUGCAAGUAUCUGGUUUUUUUUUUUUUUCCCCUUAAUUUUGUUGAAGACAUAUGAAGAGUGUCUUAUCUAAAUAAAAAUCAUUGAAGCAA
Messenger RNA from Rubroshorea leprosula, 839 nucleotides. The record is from the annotation of a GenBank genome assembly. Lineage: Eukaryota; Viridiplantae; Streptophyta; Magnoliopsida; Malvales; Dipterocarpaceae.